This is a messenger RNA of Lotus japonicus, 1537 nucleotides long. RefSeq names its product cyclin-D4-1-like. Gene Ontology annotation, biological process: mitotic cell cycle phase transition; regulation of cyclin-dependent protein serine/threonine kinase activity. Gene Ontology annotation, molecular function: cyclin-dependent protein serine/threonine kinase regulator activity. Gene Ontology annotation, cellular component: cyclin-dependent protein kinase holoenzyme complex; nucleus; cytoplasm. The coding region runs from base 283 to 1359 and encodes 358 amino acids. The record is from RefSeq and is a predicted model, not a curated record. The transcript is spliced from 5 exons. Lineage: Eukaryota; Viridiplantae; Streptophyta; Magnoliopsida; Fabales; Fabaceae.
CUCAUAUGUCACUCACUCACUCACUGCCAUUGAACCAACCAUUAAUAUACAUACAUUACCCCCAAUCACCCGUUGUUGACAACUCCUCGUUUCUGCAACACAAAACACACCACCACUACCACUGUGUCUGUGUAUCGUGUGUCUCUACUCACUCACUCUGCAGCAACCAAUUCCACACGCGCAGAGCAAACAGACAAAACAGAAACCUUCACACACACAUAGAGAAAGCAAAAGCAACCACUAUAAAUCAAUGACCCAUCACACAACCCACACUCCCUUACCAUGACGGAACCGCCGCCGUCACCACCACCCUCAAUGUACCCCUCGCCAGACCACUCCUCCGCCACCAGCAUGUUCUGGGGUGAAUGGAGGAGCAUCAUCAACCGCCCAUCUCCGCCACCUCUUCCGCCGAUUCCCGACGAGGAAACAAUCGCCGAACUCAUCGCCGCAGAGACCCGCCACAUGCCGAGAAGCGAUUACUUCCAGCGAUGCUGCAACAACUCCGUCGAUAUCAACAAACGCUUGGACGCCAUCACGUGGAUCUUGAAGGUUCACGCUUUCUACGAGUUUCGGCCAGUGACGGCGAUUCUCUCUGUCAACUACCUUGACCGUUUUCUCUCACGCGCUUCUCUUCCGCGAUCGAGUUAUGGGUGGGUGUUUCAGCUGCUAUCAGUGGCGUGUUUAUCUCUUGCGGCGAAAAUGGAGGAGCCUCGAGUUCCGUUGUUGAUGGACUUGCAAUUGUUCGAACCCAGAUUCGUUUUCGAACCCAAAACGAUUCAGAAAAUGGAGGUUUGGAUCAUGGCUGAACUCAACUGGAGACUCCGUUCUGUUACCCCAUUCGAUUAUCUCGAUUAUUUCAUCGCCAAGCUUCCUUCCUCUUCCUCCUCCUCCUCCUCCGAUUCUAUCAACCGGUUCGUCUCCACCGCCUCCGAUCUCAUUAUCAGCACCACCCGUGUGGUGGAAUUCGCGAGGUUCGCACCGUCCACCGUGGCUGCCGCCGCCGUGCUCUGCUCAGCUGGUUACCGCCGUGAUGCUGUUUCCGAGUCGCUGCUGUGUUUUCACGACAGAGUAAACCAAGAAAUGGUGAGAUGCUGUCACCAACUAAUGGAGGAGUACAUGGUGGACACGUGUCUCGAAUCUAGGUACAAAGUGAGGAGACCAGAGCCGGCGCCGCCGUCUAGCCCAAUCGGCGUCCUGGACGCCGCUACAUGCGCCAGCUGCGACACUCGUUCCGAGACAAACUGCGGUGGUGGUGAGUCGAGUGAGGAGCCGGAACCUUUGCUCCCGAUGUACCCGACGAUGGUAGAUAAGCAAGGAAGUCCCCCAAGUUCCGUCCCAGUCAGUACCAUCAUACCAUAAUUAUUAUACUCUUAUAUUAUAUUCGUAUAAUUAAUGAGUCUCCUUUUCUUUUGUCAAGAGGGAAGAGGUUACUUGCUUUUUGGAUUCUAUAUUUUUAUUUAUAUCUUUGAUUAUCAGACCCAGGUCAAGAUUUUGGUACAGUCUUUCGUUCACAUAAAGGCAAACUCUAUUUUAUUUU